AUAUGAAAAAAAAGGCUCAAAUCAAGACGAAGGGAAUAAGUAACCUCAGGCCUUACCCCGUUGUGAAUCAUCUUCACAUCUGGUGGGUCUUUACCAUUCGGUUUAAUCACAACUCAACGCACAUUUUUUUCCUUUUAAAUUAGAGGUGAAGUUUUUCAUUAGAAAAAAAGUAAAAUUUUGCCAUUACUAACACAAAAGUCCUUCCUUCCGCUGCCCAACCGAGGCUUUGGCCUCUGGGCACUUAUAAUCUAAAACCCAAAACAAAAAAAAAAACAAAAAAAAAAGGAAAAGAAAUAGGGCUAUUACCUUCACGUCUCCUACGUUCAAAAAAUAAAUUUUUUUAUAAUUUUCAUAGAGAAGAAGAAGAAGAAGAAGCAGCCCAAAGGCCCUUUUUCUUUGAAUUCUUUAAUUGAUUAACUUCUUCUUAGUAAUAUUGAAUCGAUUCUCUAUAAUAAAAAUUCAUAAUUUGUUUUUAUUUUCUUCUACGCAACCAAAAACCCUCUCCUCUUUUCCUUUGCUUCCCUUUCUUUCUUCCUUCGAAUUCUCCGAGUAACGGUCGAUCUUUGGUUUUGUUGAUUUAUGCGUCGUUUUUGCGAAAUAAUCCUUAGUGGGUAUCGGCCAAAUUCACCGUUUUUUACUAUUUCUUAAUUCUUUGGGUUUUAUUGGAGCUGCUUGUUGGUGGGUCGGAGCUUGUUGCGAGCUGGUUCAUCGAGGAAAAGAUUGUGGUUUUAUUCCAACUUAUGAUUUGCAGAACCUCAUCAUAAAAAUUUGCGUUUUUGGGGAAUGGACUGGCUGUUUUUCCCUGCUAUCAAGGUUUACGAAUGAUGUUUGGGACGCAGAAGGCUGCAAAUGCUCUUGGCAUAUUCAAGUGGAGGUGGGGUGGUGAAUCCUCUUUGACGACAGGCUUACUAGGUGAUGUGCCUCCUGAGGUUGAGUUGUCUGACUAUGGAAGAGUACCACCAAGUCCUGGUAGUGAGAGCCCUUCAGGGCUUCUUAAUGGUGAGACUCUGAAUGUGGAACCAAUUGCCGACUUGGAUUUGUUCUUUGAACGGCUCUAUAGCUACUACUGUGAGAAAGGCCUUUGGUGCAUCAUUACAAAAUGGAUAGUUGAACUUCUGAGCCUGGGCUUUACCAUAUGUUUCUCAGGGUUUUUCUUACUGUUUGUUGAUUGGAAUGGUCUCCGCAAUGCAAAGUGUGGGAUGGAUGCAUUUGAGUCUGGAAUUAAACCAUGUGAUCUUGCUAAGGAAGCUCUUCACCAACACCCAUUAACCCCUUUAACACUUUCAAAAGCUAUUAUUGUUGGAUAUUUGGGCCUAUUUUCCAUCUAUUGGAUAUUCUGUUUUUUGAGGUUUUUUGCACAAUUAAAGGAUACUCUUGGAAUACGUCAUUUCUAUUAUAGCAGUCUUGAUGUUACUGACAAUGAAAUUCAAACCAUGUCAUGGGCAACAAUCCUUGAAAGGGUUGUUCUCUUGCAAAGUUCACAACAACUCUGUGUGGUGAAGGAUCUUUCUGCUCAUGAUGUGGUUAUGCGAUUGAUGCGGAAGGAGAACUACUUGAUUGGAAUGCUUAAUAAAGGAGUGCUUGCUUUUCCAAUCUCACCCUGGGUCCCAGGUGCUGGUCCAACUGUCAAAUUUGGCCCUGAUGGAAUGCGGCAUCGUUUGAUACUAACAAAGACACUUGAAUGGACCUUAAAUUGGUGUAUACUGCAGAGCAUGUUUGACCGAAACUUCUGUGUCAGAAGGGACUUCAUUUCUAACCCUAGAACGUUGAAGAAGAGGCUCAUGGUUGUCGGGCUUGCUAUGCUUCUUCUCUCUCCAUUUCUUGUUAUAUUCAUGCUGGUUUAUCUGUUCUUAAGACAUGCUGAACAAUUCUAUAAUCAUCCAAGCACAGCUUCAUCUAGAAGAUGGUCAAAUUUGUCAAAGUGGAUGUUUAGGGAAUUCAAUGAGGUUGACCAUUUAUUCAGACAUCGGAUUAAUGGCAGUGUAAUGCAUGCUUCUGAGUACCUGACGCAAUUCCCCUCGCCAAUUAUUUCUGUCAUCGCAAAGUUUAUCUCAUUUGUAUCUGGCGGCUUUGCUGCUAUCUUGAUUAUCAUUGCCUUACUGGAGGAAUCUUUGCUAGAGGGCCAUAUAUUUGGUCGGAACUUGUUUUGGUAUGCAGCUGUUUUUGGAACCAUAACGGCCAUUAGCCGGGCAGCUGUUACCGAUGAGCUUCUUGUCCUUGAUCCAGAAGGAGCAAUGUCUAUGGUGGUCCAAUAUACACAUUAUAUGCCAAAGAGAUGGCGUGGUAGAGAAAACACUGAAAUAGCCCGGAUAGAGUUUGAAACUCUAUUUCAGUACACUGGAAUGAUGUUGCUAGAGGAGAUGGCCUCAAUUUUCCUCACGCCAUUCUUGCUUCUAUUUGUUGUCCCAAAGCGGGUGGAUGACAUUUUACAGUUCAUUGCGGAUUUUACUGUGGAUGUUGAAGGUGUUGGUCAUGUCUGCAGUUUUAGUGCCUUUGAUUUCCAAAACCAUGGCAACGGCAAUUAUGGCUCUCCACACAAUGCACCUCGUGCACAGAGGAGUUCCCAAGGGAAAUUGGAGAAAUCAUUCUUGAGUUUCCAGAGUAGCUACCCUUCGUGGGAACCAGAUGCUCAGGGUAAGCAGUUCCUGUCAAAUAUUAGAGCUUUCAGGGAGCAAAAGUUGCAAGUUCAGGGAGCGAGACAUGCAUAUCCUCCAGGAAGAAUGUGGCGAGGUAGCCCACUGAGAGCUUACGGAGAUAGAACCGGCCUUUUAUCUAGGGAAAUGCAGCAGAAUAUUCCUGGCACUGGUUACAAUAUGGGUUCUUUAUGGCUAAUUGAUGCUGAUCAACAGAAUCACCCGUAUCUUCUAGAUUGGUAUUAUACCUCUCGACCUCACCAUGUGGCCAGUUAUAGGAGAGACCUUGCAACGAGGCCAUUGGAACCAGCUGAUCAGGAGCAUGGAGAUUAUGGGGUACCAACUAACGUAACACAUAAUGAAGCAAGAGAUGAAGAAUACUGGCCACACCGUUAUGAUGAUCGGUCACAGUCGCAUCUUGAAGCUUCAACUUCAGCUCCUUUCUUCCAUGAGAGUGUACUUCAACAUCAUGAUACAAAUGAGAUGGCGCACCAUACACAGAGCCAUUGGUGGGCUAGAAAUGGUUCACAUGGUGCACAGCCCCAAACAAGUUUCCUUGAGCCUCCUGAUUUCAACCGCCAUUCUCCAGGCCAUCAUUAUGAUAACUUCUCUGACAGAAGUGUAGAAGAGCAUGAUCAAUUCCUUGAUUGGAGGGAUUCUCGGCUAUCCCGCAUGACUUACAUGGAUGAUCUUGAAGCUGGAGGGGAUGUAAGUCUUCAUUUUGAUGAUAUUUAUAGCAGACCUCCUGAAACUCCCACCUUAAAUUUGAGGUCCCUGAGCUUCGAUUGAUGGAAAAGCACUUUCCUCCAGAUGAAUGGAAUGCAAAUGGGUUUCCAUUGCCCAUUAUGGGAGGAAACUCUGUAUUCUUUGUUGUAUAUAGAUUCAUUAUGAGGUUAGUUUCUUGAAGGCCUCAACUCAGAUUUAAGAGGUAACAGACUCAAAUGAGUCAUUGUUAGCCUUCUGAUAAUGUAUAAACAAACAAUUACAAGCCAUUGAUCAUUUUAAAAUUUCAUUCAAUUCCAUGUAUUUCUUUGUACAUAUUUGUCUUGGUCAAGCAUCAUUAAAAUAGCGUUGACAGAUUUUUUUUGGCAAACUAGUUUAUGUUCUUCGUAGGCUUAUGUUUAU
Molecule: messenger RNA, 3758 nt
Organism: Durio zibethinus
Lineage: Eukaryota; Viridiplantae; Streptophyta; Magnoliopsida; Malvales; Malvaceae
Product: autophagy-related protein 9-like
Biological process (GO): reticulophagy; protein localization to phagophore assembly site; piecemeal microautophagy of the nucleus
Cellular component (GO): phagophore assembly site; autophagosome
Source: RefSeq, a predicted model, not a curated record